This is a messenger RNA of Alnus glutinosa, 1077 nucleotides long. Its product is annotated as rust resistance kinase Lr10-like. NCBI's taxonomy places the organism in Eukaryota, Viridiplantae, Streptophyta, Magnoliopsida, Fagales, Betulaceae. Bases 1 to 1077 code for a protein of 358 amino acids. Gene Ontology annotation, molecular function: ATP binding; protein kinase activity. The transcript has 4 exons. Gene Ontology annotation, biological process: protein phosphorylation. The record is from RefSeq and is a predicted model, not a curated record.
AUGUGUGAAAAUCCGGUGAGUUCGCCAUUCUAUUUGGAGACUUCUACUUGCUUUAGUAUUAAUGGAUCAGAGUAUUCUUCCAUCUCUUCCAAGAUGUAUAGAUAUGUCAAAGUCGGCAGAACGAAUGCAUCGGAUGUGGAGGACUCGUGCCAAAUAGAGGGAAUGUCUCUGACAUCGUGGCCAGGAAAUGAUGACAGACAUGUUUCCUGUUCAGACGUCCACAACGUAUUGGUAUAUGGUUUUGAGCUUUCAUGGCUCCAAGUUAUGUGUGAAAGAAGCUGCGGAUCAAGACAAAAUUGCUACUUGGAUGAGGCGAAUCAUGUUCAAUGUGAUCAACAGUGGGGAUCCCUCCACCUAUACCAUGCGUACUACGUUUUUCUUCGGGGACUAAAGAUCAUUGGAGUAUACAAGGCCCUAAUAACUGUAAUAGGGACUCCAUGUGUGAUUGCGUUUUUGAUAUAUAAAUGGCGUCGAAGACAUUUAUCUAUGUAUGAUGCUAUUGAAGAAUUUCUGGAAACCCACAACAACCUCAUGCCAAUAAGGUACUCUUACUCAGAAAUUACGAAGAUGACCAAAAGUUUGAAGGACAAAUUGGGUGAAGGAGGCUAUGGCACUGUUUGUAAAGGAACGCUUCGAAGUGGCCGUCUUGUAGUUAUAAAGAUGUUAGGUAAAUCCAAAGCUAACGGACAAGACUUUAUCAAUGAAGUUGCAACCAUUGGAAGGAUUCACCAUGUUAAUGUAGUACAGCUUAUUGGAUUUUACGUUCAAGGGUCAAACCGGGCUCUCAUAUAUGAAUUCAUGCCUAAAGAGUCUUUGAAUAAGUACAUUUUCUCGCUAGAAGAAAGUGUUAUCCUAAGCUACAAAAAAAUAUAUGAUAUUGCUAUAGGUGUUGCUCGUGGGAUUGAAUAUUUACAUCGAGGGUGUGACAUGCAAAUUUUGCACUUUGAUAUCAAGCCUCACAACAUUCUUCUUGAUGAGAAUUUUACUCCUAAGGUUUCGGACUUUGGUCUUGCAAAACUAUAUCCAGUAGAUAACAACAUUGUUUCUUUGACUGCAGUAAGAGGGACAUUAGGAUAA